This is a messenger RNA of Salmo salar (Atlantic salmon), 2165 nucleotides long. Its product is annotated as ribosome biogenesis protein NOP53. The record is from RefSeq and is a predicted model, not a curated record. NCBI's taxonomy places the organism in Eukaryota, Metazoa, Chordata, Actinopteri, Salmoniformes, Salmonidae. Gene Ontology annotation, biological process: ribosomal large subunit assembly; rRNA processing. Gene Ontology annotation, molecular function: 5S rRNA binding. Gene Ontology annotation, cellular component: nucleolus.
UGAACGUCAAGAGACAUACGUCAUCAGCAUCGUCUUCAGAUGAUCCAGCAUGGCGGCGGUCAAGAGACUGAAACGCGUGGCCGCGUCGCAGCCAGGAUUCAUGUCUUUUAAAUCGUCGGCCGGUUCAGAUGACUUGAACAGUGGCCAGAGAAAGCGUGUGAAUAAGAAUAAGAAAAAAAAUUGGAACAAACACAGUGAUAUUCAAGAUGUUUUAGAGUUUUUGGAUGACGUGAGACUUCAGGAAAGAGCUACAGGAGGACUGAUAUCUGAGAAGCCAGAUGAUAGUCUGUUCUUUGUGGACAUCGGAGAACAGAGAAAAUAUGUCCAGCCAGUCCAAGAGGGAAAGAAGGGAAAGAAGAAGUCAAAGUCGCGGCCCUUGAGGAUAGACCUAAUCCUGCAGCAUGACUCCCUCGUCCCUCCACCUAAAGAUGUUUUGGCCCACCAGCAACCGAAUGCAAAGAAACUCCGCCGCAUUGCAGAGAAUGCAGAGAAAUUGGCGGCCAUGGGUGUGUUACCACGGAGACUGAAACGGCUCUUGAACCGCAGACCUGCAAUUACAACGUCAAAAUCAAAAACGGAGGCCAACAACUUCCCAGACAGACCCUAUUAUGAUCUGUGGGGAGGUGAUGCCAAAGAGACAGCCGAUCCUUACUACCUUGAGCAAACAGGGAAGAAGCGUGUGAAGCGACCAGAGAAGCUCAACUCAAAGCCCUCUGUUCUCCCGGCAGUGGAGGUCAUAGCCCCUGGAGGCUCCUACAACCCAGACUUCUUCUCCCAUCAGGCCUUGUUACUAGAGGCCCAUGAGGUGGAGGUGAAGCGGGAGAAAGCGGAGCUGAGAAUAGAGAGACAGCUGGCUGUCAACCGAGAGGAUACCGCCACUGAGGUACAACAACAGUACACCCCUCCCCCUGCCUCUCAACUGUCAUUGUUUCACAAUUCAGACCUGUAUGUGGUCUGUCCAGCUCAAUUUUGCCUGACCUUCCUCUCUGUUUCUCUGCAGGAGACAGUCUUCCAGGAACAAGUGGAAGGGCUCGUGGAAGAGGAUGAAGAUGAUGAUGAUGAGGAGGAAGAGGAGGUUUCUAUUCGUGGCGGCUUGCAGCAGGAGAAAAAGACGGAGAAAGAAAGGAGGCGACAGAGAGCCGACAAGAUAAAGUCGCAACAGAAGCAGGCAGCGAGGGCGUUCACUGACAAGAAGCAGCAGCUCUUCCAGCUGCGCUCCAUCCAGGCGACCCUGAAGAGUCUGGAGCAGCAGACUAGAGAGAGGGUGGCCCAGCGCAAGGCCAACCAGGAGGCAGAGAAGUCCAUGCCCCGACGUCUCGGCAGACUCAAGUUCCAGGCUCAGGAUCUAGAGGUCCAGCUAAGUAAUGAGAUUCCUGGAUCCCUGCGGACACUCAAGCCAGAGGGCAGUGUCCUCAAGGAACGCUUCAAGAGUAUGCAGAAGAGGAACAUGAUUGAGCCCAGAGAACGAGCCAAGUUCAAGAGGAGACACAAGGUGAAGUAUGUUGAGAAGAGGGCCUUCAAGGAGAUCACCUAGAGACCAAACCAACCUAUGGAACUGUUCAAGACUGAUGUCACUAACAACACAGCAGCACCCACCGCUGAGUGACAGCCAGCCAGAGAGCUACUGUUUGCCCCAUCAAUUGUCAUCAAUCAACUCAGCCCAUGUUAAGUCAUGAUGGAUUUGCCACCUUUUUAAAUCUGUUGGAAAAUAUUGAAGUCCCCACGACUUGUAACAUUUGCCGUGCCUUGAUAUUUUCACACGUCUAUAUGGAACACGAACCAGCCCAACCCAGAUAGUGUUAUACAGAUUCAGGGUCGGUUCUAAUGCAUUUUGAGGUCAAAUGAGUUCAUUGGCAGGAUAUUUAAAUCCUCUGGGUCUGUCAACAUCAGUUGGGAACGUUAAAGGCAUCAGAAGGGUGCUCUCCUGUCUCUCCGUCCCAGUUGGUAAUCUUGUCUUUCGCUCUUGCCAAACCAAGAUUAAUGCCCUCAUUAGAAGGGGUGGAUGCCUGAGUGAAUACGCAAAGCAAUUAAUGACAGACUAACGUUUAAAACCACGUGUCAAGAGUUGGACUUGUGUGCGUUCUGUCAGUUACAUCUGUUGUGUACAAAAUCCCAUUAUUUGCCAUACUCUUGACUUGAUUUCAUUAAAGCAAGUUAAUUAUUGA